Molecule: messenger RNA, 2982 nt
Organism: Bolinopsis microptera
Lineage: Eukaryota; Metazoa; Ctenophora; Tentaculata; Lobata; Bolinopsidae
Exons: 11
Coding region: 8-1966 (652 amino acids)
Cellular component (GO): peroxisome
Source: RefSeq, a predicted model, not a curated record
AGAUACAAUGUCAGCUGUACGGAGGCGAACGGCAAAUGACCUUCUCUGUGGUGCCAUUACUGCCCCUUUACUUGAAUAUUCAGUUGUCAUUCUGGUCCAUGGUGUUAGUUGUCAAAACAUUCCACAGCUACAGUUACAGGCCAGCAAGAUCAGUGUGCAAAUUGCUAGACUAAAUGAAGAAUUACCGCUUCUGAAGACCAAGACCAUACCUCUACAAAAGAGUGUAUUUGAGGAGGUGUUGGUGGUACACACAGAAACUCUGGAGGAACUGGAGCUCCUGCUCUGCACUGCUGAUGAUGUUAUUGAUGAGUUUGAUCUGAAGUUAGCGGACCGGAACACGUUUGAGUAUUAUCACAUAACCUUAGCUGGCCAGCACAGUGAACUGUUCAUAACGCUUGUUAUAAAGACUAAGCACAUUCCUCCCUCACUUCCCGCCCAGCUCGAUCUACAGGUGUUAGUUCAGUACCUGGAAACACCAAUAGACAGGCCCAGGGAGGGGGUCGUUAUUGUCGGGAAGGACCACUUUGAGAAUGCCUAUUCCCACAUCUCAUUCAAUGUCCAUGAUAAGGUGCAGCUGAGUACCCCACAAGGACCCUCAGAUCAGCCACAAUGGUAUCACACCUUCCUCUUUAGAGCUUGCUCACCUAACCAAAACAUCGGACUCUUUCUCUUCCACCAACCCUUCAUCAGCUCUCAAAACUCGCAGUGGGUGCUGGGAGAUAAAAUAGGAGAAUGUUCCUUAUCAUUGGACGAUAAGCUGAUACAACUUCUCAGAGAUAACGAGCACGGGAUAUGUUUCACUAAAGUACCACUUAUUUCUGUCCAAUCAGCCCUCUUAAUCAGGAUAUCUUGUAAACUAGGGGUAAGUCCACCUCUGACUCCAAACAACAUCCCUGACACAAUGCUAGAGUGGGGGAGGCAACGUGAGACGGUUGUUAGACCAGUAACCAGACAACAGCUUAACUCUGAGCCUGGUGGUGUGGUCACUAAUUUGGUCACUAAUUUGGUCACUAAUAAUGACAGUGUGGUAGCUGAGCCCAGGGAGAGAGGAUAUGAUAAAGAUAGUCUGGCACUUCCUGAUCACUCAGCUAUACUACAGUUGUUACAGCGUCACGCCACACCGCAAACACAACAAGCCGAUAACAGUAGCAUACACUACGACGACAGUAAAGAUAACAGUGCAGAGUACAUGACUAAAGUAAUAGAACAGCAAGCUAACGAACUCAGGAAAUACAGGGACGCAGUACAGAAGAUGGGUAAAGACAUUAUGGCCUGCAGGGACUACAUUAUAGCCCUGAAGAAAGACAACACCAGAUUGAAGAGUGGGCUCUCAAAACUCCAGCAACCAAUCCACGAUGUCUCUCUUAUAAAUGUUCCGAAAGACGAUCUGAUAAAAGAAGUCAUACGUGCUAGACGAGCACUACGAGAUCAAGUGGAGGAUAACAAGGACUUGAGUGAUACGGUGUCGUCUAUAAAACUUAAGUUUGCCUCGUUUGAGACUGAACGACGUGAAAUAAACGAGCUGAGAAGUGCCCACACAUCACAAAACCAACUACUGCUGAAACUUCAAGAUAAGGUGAAAGUAACGAGAGUACUGGAGAGGACUUGCAGAGACCAAGAGAAAGUUAUAGAACAGCUGGAGGGAAUGUUACAAGGAACCCACAUUGAUCAGAACACAUUCCGGAACAGACCAGGCACAUUCCACAACAGACCAGCUCUAUUACCCCCACCCCCACCAGUCACUGAUACCGCUUUAGCAGUACCAAAAUUAGAACCUGUCUUUCUGGGGAACUCGGCUGAUUCUGACAGUUUCGAGAACAUUCCAGCUGAAACUUCUUUAAAACUGAAAGUAAGAGCGUUGGAGAAUCAGUUGAAGUUCUCACAGCAGGCUCAUCAAGAUGAAAUGACCAGACUUGCGGCUGAUAAAAUGGACCUUCAGUUACAUUUAGCGAGAUUAAGACGCUAAAUCACAUGAGCCAGUGAAUGCGUAUAAGCCCCAGUGGUUACAUUUAAAAUCAAAGUGUUUUGUAACGCGCGACGCAGUUGAAAUGACACAAAUGCAUCUUUCUGCAGUUAGUGCAAUAUAUUUCGUGCCGCGCCAUGCGCGUCUGCAUGUGCCCUGCUCGCGUGAUAUUAAUAGGCUAAAGUGUAACUCGGACCAGCCAUUAAGCCACGCAUUAGUCAUUAUAUACUAGAGCAGAUGAGCAGAGUCAAGAACAUUCCCAAAAUUUCAUUAAUUUAACCACAUCUGGCCCACUGUCUGCCAAACUUGACCCCCUGAGUCAUUUUCGGAUCAAACCGAACUAAUGUAGCAGCACUUCCCUCUGCCAAGAUCCGGCCCCCUUCCACCAGACUCAUUUUUCUGAUGGGUCUAGUGUCAAUACUGAGAUGACGGGAGUAGUAAGAGUCAGUUGAACCAGCAGUUGCAGUCACUGAGUUGUUGCAGAAAGAUGGUCUUCUUAUCCUGAAGGAAUAAAAUGAUAGUAAUGCUAUAAAAAGUACGUGAAAUGUAUACCCAGAAUGGAAUAAGCAGACACACAACGCCAACAUAUUCAAGUUUCAUUUCAGGGUAAAAAAGAGAACCUGUUGAGACUAGUUGGUGUUGAAAUGUCACUAGAACUUCCAGUGGAAUUGCGUCUAAUUUGGCUUAUCCUCGGUAUCAUGCUCAUUAUUGUGAACCUGCACUCCCAGUCCAGAGAUAUGAAUAUCACCGGUCUCAUUGCUGCUCCAAAUCUGAAUAACAGCUGAAAUUUGUCCAGUUAUUGCGUUAUCAAGUUUUGAUGUUUUUAAACUAUAAUAUGAUGUUGCAGUGAAAAUGAUUUAUUUAUUUGUUUGAAACUCAACCAUUUUUUAGACUUUUGUUACAGUUUAAAAUUUAAGUGUAACAUGUCAUACAAACGUGUGCUUGAUAAGGAAAAUUUAAAGAAAUUGUAUAAAACACAAAUGGUUCUUAUCUUUAUAGUUUAUGGCUAUUGAAUUCGU